UUUACAAUGUUUCUUUCACAGCUUGUGCAUCCGGGUGAAGAUCUGAAGAUUAUAUAUGUUACAGAGACAGAUGUGAGUGGUGAUGAGCAGAGUAUAGAGGACAUUCCUACAGGUAGCCACCCAGAUGACUGUACCACGAGAUCGGAUGGACAUGUGAUAUCUUCAGAUUUUAAAGCAUAUAGUCAUGGUGCCACACAAGACACAUAUGAAGAGCAUGCUAUUAUUCAAGAUGUACCCUUAGCCCUUCACAGCAAAUAUAUACCAUAUAAUCCUAUAGGACAUGAUCGAUCUUCCUUUGUACCACAGACUGUUAGACAAAAUAAACAUCACAGAGGAGGUAUUGAAGAUCAAAGAGCUCAAAUAGAUGAAAAGCCAUUUUCAUGUUCAGAAUGUGGGAAAUGUUUUGCAGAUAAAUCAUAUCUGAUUAUACAUCGGAGAAUUCACACAGGAGAGAAGCCAUUUUCAUGUUCAGAAUGCGGGAAAAGUUUUACUUGGAAAUCAACUCUUCUUGAACAUCAAAGAACUCACACAGGGGAGAAGCCAUAUUCAUGUUCAGAAUGUGGGAAAUGUUUUGCUUGGAAAUCAAAUCUUAUUGACCAUCAAAGAACUCACACAGGGAAGAAGCCAUACUCAUGUUCUCAAUGUGGGAAACGCUGUUGUCAGCAAUCAACUCUUGUUAAACAUCAGAUGAGUCACACAGGGGAGAAACCGUUUUCAUGUACAGAAUGUGGGAAAUGUUUUAACCAGAAAUCACAUCUUGUUAGACAUCAGAGAAUUCACACAGGAGAAAAGCCAUUUUCAUGUUCAGAAUGUGGGAAACACUACAGCGUGAAAUCAAAUUUGGUUACACAUCAGAAAAUUCACACAGGAGAGAAGCCAUUCUCGUGUUUAGAGUGUGGCAAAUGCUUUUCCCUCAAAGCAACUCUUGUUGAACAUCAAAGAAUUCACACAGGAGAGAAGCCAUUUUCAUGCAGAGAAUGUGGGAGAUGUUUUACUCGAAAAUCAAAUCUUAUUGAACAUCAUAAAAUUCACACAGGACGAAUGUAGGAAAUAUCUUACCAACAAUAUCUUAACCAUAUUCAUAGAAGGUUCUACAGUAAAGGGGUUGCCUAAGAAGUUGUUUUUAAUUGGCAGGGACAGUAUUAUAAUAAUGAAAAAAAAUUGUGGCUUACCAUCCUGAACCCCCUCCAUUCUGACACCACUGCUCCUCUUCACCUCGAUGGCCUUUGUUGUUCUUACUGCAGAGGCAAUGUGCCCAUUUAUCACACGUGACUGCUGCAUACAGUCCCUGAUUUGAGUGGGCUAGUGCUGUAAACUGCUGAGGCCAGUGAUUGGCUUCAGUGGUCUCAUGCAGAGUAUGGCCCAUCAUCUUUGCAGCAAAAACAUUGUCAAGGCAGGGAGGAUAGGAUCGGUUGCACUAUAAUGGGUUGGUUUAAGGCGGUAGGUUUAAUUGUUUUGUUUUUAAUUUUUAUAACACUGUCCCUGCCGAUUAAGUUUGUUUUGUUUCCAAUUGUUAAUAAAUGUUAGAUUUGUGAUUGUGUUGUGUCUCCUCUAGAUGUUAAAGGUAAAGUUUGGUAGAGGAGGGAUAAUGGACAAGACAGGAGAUGUG
Messenger RNA from Bufo gargarizans (Asiatic toad), 1609 nucleotides. Its product is annotated as gastrula zinc finger protein XlCGF8.2DB-like. Gene Ontology annotation, cellular component: nucleus. Bases 7 to 1047 code for a protein of 346 amino acids. Gene Ontology annotation, molecular function: DNA-binding transcription factor activity, RNA polymerase II-specific; RNA polymerase II cis-regulatory region sequence-specific DNA binding. Gene Ontology annotation, biological process: regulation of transcription by RNA polymerase II; central nervous system development. The record is from RefSeq and is a predicted model, not a curated record. The transcript has 2 exons. Lineage: Eukaryota; Metazoa; Chordata; Amphibia; Anura; Bufonidae.